Molecule: messenger RNA, 5447 nt
Organism: Onychostoma macrolepis
Lineage: Eukaryota; Metazoa; Chordata; Actinopteri; Cypriniformes; Cyprinidae
Gene: vps45
Product: vacuolar protein sorting 45 homolog
Exons: 15
Coding region: 191-1897 (568 amino acids)
Biological process (GO): vesicle-mediated transport; intracellular protein transport
Cellular component (GO): Golgi membrane
Source: RefSeq, a predicted model, not a curated record
CGCGGACCGAACGCUUGCGAACACCGGAAGUAGUAGGAAGCGCAGUGAGUUGUCUCCCAUUGUCAACAGUGUUUUGUGUGCCAGAGUUUACUGAUGAAAAGAGCCCUUUAUCGGUCGUUAAACAACUUUGAAACGAACUGAACAUUUGACCCGUUCUCACUGACAAUCAGAACAUAAAUACAACGACAAAAUGAACGUGACUCUUGCUGUCAAGCAGUACAUUUCCAAAAUGAUAGAGAGCAGCGGACCCGGGAUGAAGGUGCUGCUGAUGGACAAGGAGACGACCGGUAUCGUAAGUGUGGUCUACACACAGUCUGAGAUCCUGCAGAGAGAAGUCUACCUUUUUGAGCGCAUUGACUCACAAAACCGAGACAACAUGAAGCACCUUAAGGCAAUCUGCUUUCUUCGGCCAACCAAGGAGAAUGUAGAGCACCUGAUUCAAGAGCUUCGCCGGCCCAAGUAUAGUGUUUACUUCAUCUAUUUCAGUAACGUGAUCAGUAAGAGUGAAAUAAAGACUUUGGCUGAGGCAGAUGAACAGGAAGUAGUUGCAGAAGUGCAGGAGUUCUAUGGAGAUUUCAUUGCUGUGAACCCUCAUCUCUUCUCCCUCAACCUUCAAGGAGUAUCCAGGGGUCGCAGUUGGGAGCCCAGUGUACUGCCUCGUGUCACUCAGGGUUUGACAUCAGUGUUGCUGUCCCUGAAGAAAUGCCCCAUGAUCCGCUACCAGCUCUCUUCUGACAUGUCCAAAAGGCUGGCAGAGAGUGUCAAACAAAUCAUUACUAAGGAAUAUGAACUGUUUGACUUCCGAAAAACAGAAGUGCCUCCUCUUCUCCUGAUUUUAGACAGAAGUGAUGAUGCUAUUACUCCCCUUCUUAAUCAGUGGACAUAUCAGGCCAUGGUUCAUGAGCUACUGGGCCUCAAUAACAACCGCAUAGAUCUGUCAAGAGUGCCUGGAAUCAGUAAGGACCUACGGGAGGUGGUCUUGUCUGCAGAAAAUGAUGAGUUUUAUGCAAAUAACUUGUACCUGAAUUUUGGUGAGAUUGGAACGAACAUUAAGAACCUGAUGGAGGAUUUCCAGAAGAAAAAGCCCAAGGACAAACAAAAAUUAGAGUCCAUAACUGACAUGAAGGCAUUUGUGGAUAAUUACCCACAGUUUAAGAAAAUGUCAGGCACUGUCUCAAAACACGUAACCGUGGUUGGGGAGCUGUCUCGUCUGGUCAGUGAAAGACAGCUGAUGGAGGUGUCAGAGGUGGAGCAGGAGCUGGCCUGCCAGAAUGACCACUCCAGUGCACAACAGAACGUGAGGCGGCUGUUGCAGAACCCUCGGGUUUCUGAAAUUGAUGCUGUGCGGCUGGUGAUGCUGUAUGCACUUCGCUAUGAGAAACACAGCAGCAGUAUUCUGCCCAGCCUUAUGGAGGAGCUCAACCGCAAAGGGGUGUCAGAAAGACACCGCAAGAUGGUACAAACCGUGGUGGAAUAUGGUGGCAAACGAGUCAGAGGAAGUGACCUCAUCACUCCCACAGAUGCUGUGGCCAUUACCAAACAGUUUUUCAAAGGACUUAAGGGAGUUGAGAAUAUGUACACACAGCAUCAGCCACUACUACAUGACACGCUGGAUCAGCUGAUCAAGGGUCGUUUGAAGGACAGCCAGUUCCCCUACCUCGGGCCAAGUUCUCUGAGAGACAGACCUCAAGACAUUAUUGUUUUUAUAAUUGGUGGGGCCACUUACGAGGAGGCAUUGACUGUUUACAACCUGAACCGCACAAUGCCGGGGGUACGGAUUGUACUCGGGGGCACAGCCAUUCACAACACUAAGAGCUUUCUGGAGGAAGUGAUGCUUUCAGUAGGUUCAGGUGGUGACAGAACACUAGGCGGAGGCCGUCACCUGAGCCGACGCUGAGCUGUUAUCAUCACUCAUAUUAAUGUGUGCUUACACUCCCAGCACUGUCUGUCCUCUGAACGCUGAGCUGAGCACAUUGUUCUUCUUUUUCUCUCUCCUGACAUUCCUUUAUAAUGUUUCUGAUAGUUUUAGGUAAGAAAAUGGUAACACUGCACAAUAAGCUUCAAUUUGUUAACAUUAAUGGACAAUGAAUAACAAUUUGACCAGCAUUUAUUAAUCUAGGUUAAUGUUAAUUAUAAAUAAUAUAAUUUAAAAACUUAAAUUGUUAAAAAUCUAUCAAUAUAUGUGGAUAUUUGCAUAUUUAGAAAACAUUAACCAAGAUUAAUGAGUACUGUAAUAUUACUGUUCAUUGUUUGUUCAUGAGACCUAACUAAUGUAAAUGAUUUGAAAUGUAUUGUAAAGUGUUAUCAAAAAAUAUAUGUAAGCAUACAUGUUGAUAAUGAUGUGCGAAACACUGUAAAUGUGCAUAACUUUUAUGAUCAUGUGUAAAUAAUGUUUCAGAUGCCCCGAAAGUGUUCACAAUGACAGCAUUUUUAUUUAUUUGCUCGGUGUUGCUGCAUUUGAUAGUUUUUGAACAAAUGACUACAGUAUGUUUCAGUAAAAAAAGAAAAUGUAUAUACAUUCGUGGUAAAAAAUAUCGGCACUUCUGUCAGAAAAUGCAACCCUUCUCUCAGAAAAUUGUUGCAGUUGCAAAUAUAACAAAAAAAACAGAGAAGAAAAGUCAAAUCUGAUACAAUUCCACACAGAACCCAAAAAAUGCACUGGACAAAAUUAUUGGCACCCUUAACUUAAUAUUUGGUAGCACCCCCUUUGGAAAAAAAUAAAUGAAAUCAGUCGCUUCCUGUAACCAUGAAUGAGUUUCUUACACCUCUCUACUGGAAUUUUGGACCUCUCUUCUUUUGAAAAUUUCUCCAGGUCAUUCAGAUUUGAAGGAUGCCUUCACCCAACUGCUGUUUUGAGAUCUCUCCACAGAUGUUCUAUGGGAUUCAGAUCUGGACUCAUUACUGGCCAUUUCAGAACUCUUCAGCACUUUGUUUGUAACCAUUUCUGAGUGCUUUUUGAAGUGUGUUUCGGGUCAUUGUCCUGCUGGAAGACCCAUGACCUCUGGUGGAGACGCAGCUUUCCGACACUGGCCACUACGUUGCGCCCCAAAAUUCUUUGGUAAUCGUCAGAUUUCAUGAUACCGUUCACACAGUCAAGGCAUCCAGUGCCAGAAGCAGCAAAGCAACCCCAAAACAUCUUUGAACCUCCACCAUGAUUGACUGUAGGGACUGUGUUCUUUUCUUUGAAGGCCUCAUUUCUUUUUCUGUAAACAGUGCCAUGAUGUCCUUUACCAAAAAGUUCUACUUUUGUCUCAUCUGUCCACAGUACAUUCUCCCAGAAGGAUUGUGGUUUUGUCACAUAAGUUUUGGCAAACUCCAGUCUUGCUUUUUUAUGCCUUUGUGUCAGCAGUGGUGUCCUCCUAGGUCUCCUACCAUAGCGUCCCUUUUAAUUCAGAUGGCGACGGAUAGUGCGAGCUGACACUGUUGUACCCUGUGUCUGCAGAUCAGCUUGAAUUUGUUUGGAAGUUAAUCAGGGUUCUUUAUCCACCAUUCAAACAAUCCUUUGUAACUUUUCAUUAAUUUUGCUCUUCCGUCCACGUCCAGGGAGCUACAGUGCCAUGGGCUGUAAACCUCUUGAUGAUAUUGCGCACAGUGGACACAGGAACAUUAAGAUCUCUGGAGAUGGACUUGUAGCCUUGAGAUUGUCUCGUGUUUUUCCACAAUUUUUUCUCUCAAAUCCACAGACAACUCUUUACACUUCUUUCUUUUCUCCAUGCUCAGUGUGACACACAACACAAAGGUUGAGUCAACUUUUCUCCAUUUUAACUGGUUGCAAGUGUGAUUACUAUAUUGCCCACACCUGCUACUUGCCACAUGUGUGUCUAAAUACAAAUGACAAGGUGCCAAUAAUUUUGUCCAGUCCAUUUUUGAGUUCUGUGUGAAAUUUUAUCAAGUUUGACUUUUCUUCUCUGUUUUUCUGUGUUGUUGCAGUGGAAACAAAAAGAAUAAGCACGUGAAUACCAAAACUUUUGCAAUUGGAACAAUUUUCUGAGAGAAGUGUUGCAUUUUCUGACGGAAUUGCAAGGGUGCCGAUAUUUUUGGCCAUGACUGUAUAUCAUAUAAACAAGUGUGUGUGGUGUGUGAGUGUGUGUGUGUGUAAAUAAAAAUGUAAAACUGUUGAAUCAAAAGUGCCCAACAAGGCUACAAAAAUUUAAAUCAGUUUGUUUCAAUGCUAAGCAAAAUUCUAAAACAAAUUCCUCUACCAUAUUCUUUAUUAUUAUUCGCAUUCAUAUCCAACUAAAUUCAAUGACAUGCUGCAAAUGUGCAGACAUGGAUAAAUUGUUGUCUGCUUAUUAAUUAGCUAGAGCUUAUUAAUUCAAACAGUGCACAAUUACUGAAAUAUUAAUGUCUAUCAAAGUCUUUAAACAACUAAUAUAAUUAAUAAUUUUUAUGGCAGUUCUUGAAAGAAAAAUGGAGAAACAUCAUCUUUGAAGAGUCUAAAUCAGCUAACAUUAAAGCCUUGUAUAAAACACCUUUGUUUUUACAUCAUAGUGUCUUUUUUCAUACAUCCUACUAAUUUAUUUUUGCCUUUGUACAUAACUUGAAAAAAAAAAACGGACAACAUAAUACAUGACAAUAUUUUAUCAUGCUUUUCAAUAAAUUAAAAAGAAAAAUUGUUUAUCCAGUAUCUUCAGACCAACACAUUUUUAUAGUUUUCGUUAUCACCAAAUCCUCAGUUCACAGGCUAUAACAUUUCACAGAUGAUUUACUGAUGAAUUUGUAACAAGUAGACUGAGUUUAGCCCUGACCUUAAGGUCAUUACUUUAACCUCCAGAGCUUUAACCCCCUGCACAUGUUUAGUUUGAUCCACUAUAACUCCCCUUCCUCUCUCCUAAAUCACAUCCGUUAAUCCCCACCAUCAGCCAGAGUACCAGCAGACCUGAACGACUUAAUGGCUUUACUGCAUCAAGCACACAAUUCGCUGUUUAUGGAUAAAAAAACAUGUUAACAGUUGCUUAUGAGUCAGUAAAAGGCCCUGUAGAUUUCCAGCCAGAUUAUAUCACGCUUGAUGUAUUCUACCAAAAUACACAUAAAUACCGUGGAACAAAAAAAUCAGGUUUGAGAUUAUUUACAGAUUUGGGUAAAAGAAAUCUCUUAAGCUAUCCCAGGCAAAUGUAGAACGCUUUGUCAACCCAAGGGAAACAUUUCUUGUUCUGUUUUAGAAUAAUGUGGUCAAUUUAAGAUGGCGAAGAAGCUUAGAGCAGUGUAAUUAGUUUGUUCUUCUGAAUGUGUGAAGGUUUCUCUGAGCUUGUAAGAGAAUAUCCUAGGAAAUCCCCCAUAUGUGCUUGAGUUACAUCAUACGUUUGUUUAUUGUAAUUAUGUUUAUUUGUAAUAUUCAGAUCUGCGCUCUUUUUUAUUGUCAUUAUUAACUUUGCCACAACUGGCAUACAUUUUUUUUUUUUUUGGUUUACUGAAACAAAAAGCUGUCGCACGAGUGUUUAAUAAAG